AUGUCUCGGUUGUCAGUGCCGCCGCCCCGAAAGCCAUUUCUCCUCUGCUCCAGCUCUAUCAUCUUCUACGGUAGUUCACCACACCUUUUUGAUCUUACGACGAGUCUCGUUUUCUACUUACCAGCACACACUUGCCAACGAACAUGUGCCAUCCAAACACUUGACACAUCCAUCGUAGGAUGUAGGCCGGUAGGCCAUCACUUAGUCGUAACAAUCAGCCCACCAAGCCAGCCAGUGACCGUUCCAACCCAACCUAUCGGUCUCUCGGUACAUAGUAAGAAAGUACUACCGUCGUAA
This is a messenger RNA of Morchella importuna, 297 nucleotides long. RefSeq lists its product as uncharacterized. Lineage: Eukaryota; Fungi; Ascomycota; Pezizomycetes; Pezizales; Morchellaceae. The transcript has 4 exons. The record is from RefSeq and is a predicted model, not a curated record. The coding region runs from base 1 to 297 and encodes 98 amino acids.